Molecule: messenger RNA, 2568 nt
Organism: Ipomoea triloba (trilobed morning glory)
Lineage: Eukaryota; Viridiplantae; Streptophyta; Magnoliopsida; Solanales; Convolvulaceae
Product: serine/threonine protein phosphatase 2A 57 kDa regulatory subunit B' kappa isoform-like
Exons: 3
Coding region: 441-2030 (529 amino acids)
Biological process (GO): signal transduction
Cellular component (GO): protein phosphatase type 2A complex
Molecular function (GO): protein phosphatase regulator activity
Source: RefSeq, a predicted model, not a curated record
GCCUUUCUCACUCAUCAUGCUUUGCACCACACUCGAGAGAUAGAGAGAGAGAGAGAGAGAGAGGCCAUAGCAGUAGUACUUAAAGAGGUUUUCAACAAGAACACAACAUAGUCGUCCGUAGAACAGACAAAACAAAACAAUCAAUCAGCAACAACAACAACAACUGAGAAAAGGAAAAGAGGGAAAAAAAAAAAAAAAAAAAACGUUUGUGUUUUACAAAGAAGAGUGGUGUUUUCUCGGUACCCAGAGGCCAGAGGGGGGGGGGAAAAUAAAUAAAGAGAGAAAUGGGCUCCUCCACACCCAUCAUUGUGUCUUCAAUCCAAAGCUAAAAGAGGAAGACCAUGAUGUGAUGUGAUUGCACUCUCUCCCUCCCUGCUGGUUUUAGUAUUCUUGCAUUCUCUUCUGCUUCUUCAUCUCUGCUAAUUCUCCCAGGAAUCUUUAUGCCCUUUUCUUCUUUCCUCAUCGCUCAUCAGACCCACACUAACCCAGGUCCACUCUUGGUUGCAACUUCAAGCGUUGCUACUAUGCUUAAGCAAAUUCUUGCAAAAAUUCCUCGGAAAUCACUGAAAUCGGACCCAAAAGAUUCCUCUUUGAGCAAUUCGAUCAACAACCCUACGAGCUCGGGCAAUGGGGUUCAGUUUACAAACAGCUGCAAUGUCAUAGCAAACCGGCUUAAUGUAGUGAAACGCAUGUCAUCCGCGAUUUUUCCAGCGAACAUUGUGGCUGGAGGGGAGUCUAUUGCACCGCAUGUGUGCUUUAAAGAUGUUUCGAAUGGGGAAAAGCAAGGCUUGUUUUUGAGUAAAUUGAACCUCUGCUGCUCGGUGUAUGAUUUCAGUGAUCCGGAUAAAAACUCAGCGGAGAAAGAUCUGAAGAGACAGGUAUUAUCAGAGCUCAAUGAUUUUGUUACUUCGGGAUCUGUGAAAUGCACUGAAUCAGCAAUAGCUGCGGUUUGUAAGAUGUGCGCCAUUAACUUGUUUAGAGAUUUUCCUCCAAAGUAUCCCUCGCAAUCUGCUCGAGGGGAAGGUGAUGAUGAAGAACCAUUAUUUGAUCCCGCCUGGUAUCACUUACAACUCGUGUAUGACCUAUUCCUUCAAUUUAUAAGCCUAAGUUCUCUUGAUCCAAAGGUAGCAAAGAAAUAUAUACACCAUUCUUUCAUACUAAAAUUACUAAACCUAUUUGAUUCCGAGGACCCAAGGGAAAGAGAAUGCUUGAAAUCUGUUCUCCAUCGGCUAUAUGGGAAGUUCAUGAUGCACAGGCCUUUUAUCAGAAAUGCUGUCAGUAAUAUAUUUUAUGGCUUUGUUUUUGAGACUCAACGGCAUAAUGGGAUUUCAGAACUAUUAGAAGUUUUUGGGAGUGUGAUUAGUGGCUUUGCCUUGCCACUGAAAGAGGAGCACAAAUUGUUUUUCUCUCGGGCUUUGAUACCUUUACACAAGCCGAAAUCAUUGGGGGUCUAUCAUCAACAGCUUGCAUACUGUGUUGUACAGUUUGUAGAAAAGGAUCAAAAUCUGGGUAGCAUUGUGAUAGAAAAACUCUUGAAAUAUUGGCCCGUGAAAAAUAGCCAAAAGGAGUUGAUGUUUAUCAGCGAGAUAGAAGAGCUUCUGGAACUGAUCAACAUUUCCGAGUUUCAGAAGAUCAUGGUGCCACUGUUUCGGCGCUUAGGGUAUUGCCUCAAUAGCUCACAUUUCCAGGUAGCUGAGCGAGCACACCUGUUAUGGAACAAUGACAACAUCCUCAACCUUGUUAUGCACAACAAGGAUGUGAUAAUGCCGAUUGUAGUGUCAGCUCUCGAGAGGAAUAGCCAAAGCCAUUGGAACAAAGCAAUUCUGAACCUGACACAAAACGUGAGGAAAGUGAUCACGGAGAUGGAUGAGGAACUCGUGUGUGCCUGCCAAAGCAAACUCGAGGAAGAGAAGUCGCUGUCGAAUGUAGUUGCGGAGAGACGAAGGCUGACAUGGGAACACCUGGACGUUAUCGCUGCUAGCAAUAUUUCAGCCCUAACUAAACCCGCAAGCUGUGUCGUUAGUUGUUAGAUGAUUGACCAUCAACAAACGCCAUCCAUCUCUAGGAUACUUCUUUCCUCUCGAAAGCGGGAAAAGCAGAAUAGAGUCUCUUGGAUACGGGGAUAUAUGUACAUACAUACAAUUCCCCGAGGAUACCAAAGCCGUGUCAAGUGGAUGAGAAAGCGGUUCCUCUACCUUGAAUGCUUACUCUUCUGGAUUUUAAUGGAAGAAAAGUCCAAUGGGGUUAUGCCCAACAACAUCUAGAGCUUCUUACAAUGGAUCAGAGAUAUGGAGGUCACCAGAUUAUGUUAUUAUAAGUAUGUUUUAGCCAUUUGGUUUGGGAGAUUAAUAGCUAAUGCACCAUGCCUGUUCAUCAUAUUUGUCUCUUUUCUUUUCAUCUUUUUCUUAUAUUGAAGAUUUUAUCCUUGUGAUAUUACAUAUUAUUAGGUGGAAAAGCUGUACUUGUUGAUUGUUAGCAAGCAUGCAUGCAGUGUAAGUAAGUCUUUGUAUGAGUUGGGAGAUUAAGUAGCUAGUUCUUUGCACCAAGUUAUUGUGCCUUUUUCUUCAA